Soboliphyme baturini is the source of this 783-nucleotide messenger RNA. NCBI's taxonomy places the organism in Eukaryota, Metazoa, Nematoda, Enoplea, Dioctophymatida, Soboliphymatidae. The record is from the annotation of a GenBank genome assembly.
UAUCAAAACUUUACCCGUACUACGUGCGAAAUGCUUGCGUCUAACGGCUGGUCCAUAUCGUGCGAUCGCUCGCCGGUGCUCUUCUUCUGCGCGUUAUCCGUGUUUCUCGCCUACCUAUCGGCCGUUCUGGCGUUUCCGUCGUUUAGGUUUGCCAAGAUGUACCGCGACAGUUUGAAGUUGGAAGUCAGCUUUGUGACCAGGUGCGCGAUAAAAUUGAGCAUAUUGAUUCCUCCGUUGCUGAUGAUUUUGUGGUGUAAACCGACCGUCAGCUUAUUGAUGCGACAAGCGCCGUCUGUCAUGAAGGAUAAAAACGUUCUUGACUGUCUACGGCUGCUGUUCGUUUUUUUGCUAGCAGUCUGCCGACUCAUUUCAGCACUGUCGUGCCUCCAGUCUUACCUGAACUUAGGAUUACAAUCUCUGAUGGCUGUAAAAAGUGGCGGCGGAAGAAUCAACUUUGCUGAACUGCAGCAGACGGUUAAUCGUUAUUUCAUCUAUUUCCCUGUUGUUCUCAUACAGUACCUAGUGCCGGUAAUACUUCUCGUGAGCGUAUCGCUCUUGCUCAAGUCAUUAGGCAACAUGGUUUCUUUUGCAGCAAAUCUGCGAGGCAUUUCGCUUCCGGUCGAUUCCCUGAGUUCCGCAAACUUAGAAAAUGGCGUUGCCGUGUUUAAUUUCAAGAACAUGCUAAGCCCUUCGGUAUGUGCCGAGUUCUGGGCGUUCUUUCUGUUCCAUAUUUUGCUGACGUCAAGUCUGUUGACCUUUAUUGGUUUUGUUUACGUCACUUAA